Molecule: messenger RNA, 1317 nt
Organism: Nerophis lumbriciformis (worm pipefish)
Lineage: Eukaryota; Metazoa; Chordata; Actinopteri; Syngnathiformes; Syngnathidae
Source: RefSeq, a predicted model, not a curated record
AUGAGCGGCAGCGGGCGGCCCAGGACCAGCUCGUUUGCUGAGCCGCCAGGAGUUCCAGGAGCCGCCGCCGCGCCCGCCGGAUCAGCCGCUGCCGUGGGGAGCAGCACAGGAAAGUCCGGGGUCCCACAGGCCUCCGGCAGCAGUUUAUCGGGAUGCUCCAAUCUCAAGCUAGCCAGAGACAGCGGAAAGGUGACGACGGUGGUGGCCACGCCGGGUCAGGGCCCGGACCGCCCGCAAGAGGUGUCCUACACUGACAUCAAGGUGAUCGGGAACGGUUCGUUCGGGGUGGUUUACCAGGCGCGACUCAUCGACAGCCAGGAGAUGGUGGCCAUCAAAAAAGUUCUCCAAGACAAGAGGUUCAAGAAUCGUGAGCUGCAGAUCAUGAGGAAGUUGGACCACUGUAACAUCGUCAGACUACGUUACUUCUUCUACUCAAGCGGAGAGAAGAAGGAUGAAGUGUACCUCAACUUGGUGCUGGACUUUGUCCCCGAAACGGUCUACAGGGUUGCCCGGCAUUUCAACAAGAACAAGAGCAUCAUUCCUAUCAUCUAUGUCAAGGUGUACAUGUACCAGCUGUUUCGCAGUUUGGCUUAUAUCCACUCGCAAGGUGUGUGUCACCGGGACAUCAAACCGCAGAACCUGCUGGUGGACCCAGAAACUGCCAUCCUCAAGCUGUGUGACUUUGGCAGUGCCAAGCAGCUGGUGCGCGGCGAGGCCAACGUGUCGUACAUCUGCUCACGCUACUACCGGGCGCCCGAACUCAUCUUCGGAGCCACCGACUACACGGCCAACAUCGACAUCUGGUCGGCAGGCUGCGUCCUGGCCGAGCUCCUGCUAGGCCAGCCCAUCUUCCCCGGAGACAGCGGCGUGGACCAGUUGGUGGAGAUUAUCAAGGUGCUCGGCACCCCGACGAGGGAGCAGAUCCGGGAGAUGAAUCCCAACUACACAGAAUUCAAGUUCCCGCAGAUCAAAGCUCAUCCAUGGACCAAGGUGUUCAAACCGCGCACACCGCCGGAAGCCAUUUUGCUGUGUUCUCGCCUGCUUGAGUACACGCCAGCCUCGCGCCUCUCGCCGCUGGAGGCCUGUUCGCAUACCUUCUUCGACGAGCUGCGGCAGCCCAACACGCGGCUCCCUAGCGGGCGAGAGCUGCCCAUGCUUUUCAACUUCAGCACUACAGAGUUGUCUAUCCAACCUCAGCUGAACUCCACACUUAUCCCUCCGCACGCUCGUGCUCACACAGCUGCUUCCUCUCACGAUGGUACCGGCCCAGAUGCCUCCCAACUUGGAUCAGUACCAGGAACUCUUAACAGCAUCUGA